Fonsecaea erecta is the source of this 519-nucleotide messenger RNA. RefSeq lists its product as hypothetical. Lineage: Eukaryota; Fungi; Ascomycota; Eurotiomycetes; Chaetothyriales; Herpotrichiellaceae. The transcript has a single exon. The coding region runs from base 1 to 519 and encodes 172 amino acids. The record is from RefSeq and is a predicted model, not a curated record.
AUGGCCACCAACACCUCUCAGCUGUUCAUCAAAGGCGGCAACUGGACUUCCGCCGUCAAGCAACACACGUUGAGUCUGACUCCUGGCCAACACAAACCCAAGCAGGCCAUCUCAAAGCAGGCGGCAUCCCCAAAACUCAACAAAGUCGUCAAGCACAAGCUGCCAGGUCGACAUGAAAAGGCGUCCCUCUUCCAUAAGCCUCAAAAACGAGGCCCACUUGCCGCCAUCGCGGCCCCCAAGCUCAACGCUCUCAACAACGACAACGAGAAACUCUUCGACCUUGUGACGCCGUCAGCAAACAUGCGGCCUCACAAAGACAUCUACACUGUCCCGUCUGCUCGUGGCCACGGGCCAAGGACCGUCGCCAAGAUCAUGGCGGUUCCCAAGUUUCUCAUCGCUCCAAGGGAAAUCGACAACUCUGCCUCAAAGGCCCUGCUGGAGUUAAUCGAGCAAGCGAAGGCAGAGAAGCAGCGACAAAAAGAGAUCGACGCACUGUUCGAGUCUGACAGUGAGAAUUGA